Vicia faba (fava bean) is the source of this 456-nucleotide messenger RNA. The record is from the annotation of a GenBank genome assembly. Lineage: Eukaryota; Viridiplantae; Streptophyta; Magnoliopsida; Fabales; Fabaceae.
AUGAGUGGAAGUUCUUCAACACGUGAGAAUAUGGCUGCUCCUAUAUGCAAUUGUGAAGAAAAGUGUGUCAUAUUCAUAUCAAAGACACCUAAGAAUCCUAACAGACGUUUCUUUGGGUGUCCAUAUUUUAAUUUUCAGGAAAAUAUGUUAUAUUGUGACUAUUUCAUGUGGGAGGAUGACUUCAUUGCAUACCAAACUACAAUGGUUGAGUUGGAGCAAACCAACAAGGAGAGAGAUGUGAUAAACAGUGACAUGGGAGUUAAAGUUAAUCAAUUUGAAAGUGAUAUGGAACACAAAAUUAAUGUGUUAGAGAGGGAUAUUGAAGUCAUGAAAUUUCAGAGUGAAUCACAAAUGAAGAGAAGGAAUUGGAAAAAGUACGUUGGAAUAGUAGUGCUUUUGGUUGUUGCUUUGGUUAUAGUUUUUUGUAUUUGGAAGCAUACAAAAUUGUUUAAGUAA